AUGCGGCCUUCACUGAUGUAUAUUUUUUUAAUGCUUUACCUUAAUGUUGUUAACACGAACUUGCAGGGGGUGUUUCGGCAGCGAAGAUCUAUUUGCAAUAUAAAUGGCACUUACGAUAGGGCUUUACUAAAACGUGUGACUCUACAGUCCAAAUACAUAUUCAUUGGUAAAGUCUUCGGUGUCAAAUCGAAGGAUGAUAAUGUGAAAAUUUAUAAAGUGAACAUUCGUCGUGUUUUAAAGGGCGACAUAAACGAUCUAGGUGUUAUAAUAAGUUUCGGGAAAGCGAGGUCGAUCUAUUUCACUGACGCCACUGUGUUGGUGCAAAGCACGUUGCGGAGGAAGUGUCCGCUUUUACGCGUUCGGACUUAUGCCAUUUUCCUUACCGAGAAAAAGCUCGACGAAGAAACUGUUCGAUUAAGCCUAGUGGUUGAACCUGUGUUGCUUACUUUAAGAAACGUUGAAAUCAUCGAAGCUGCGAUCAAAGGUAAAUUAUUUUGA
This is a messenger RNA of Parnassius mnemosyne (clouded apollo), 498 nucleotides long. The record is from the annotation of a GenBank genome assembly. NCBI's taxonomy places the organism in Eukaryota, Metazoa, Arthropoda, Insecta, Lepidoptera, Papilionidae.